Mugil cephalus (flathead mullet) is the source of this 1131-nucleotide messenger RNA. RefSeq names its product oxidoreductase-like domain containing 1 (gene oxld1). Lineage: Eukaryota; Metazoa; Chordata; Actinopteri; Mugiliformes; Mugilidae. Gene Ontology annotation, cellular component: mitochondrion. The transcript has 2 exons. The coding region runs from base 1 to 321 and encodes 106 amino acids. The record is from RefSeq and is a predicted model, not a curated record.
AUGACGCGCAGAGGUCGAAGGGCCCCCGCCGUGGUCCCCGGAUCAGGGGCCCCCGCCCUGGUCCCCGCAUCAGGGGCCCCCGCCUGGUCCCCGGAUCAGGGGCCCCCGCCGUGGUCCCCGGAUCAGGGGCCCCCGCCGGCCCCCACCCACUGCUGCAUGAGCGGCUGCCACAACUGUGUGUGGAUCGAACAUGCGGAGCAGCUGCUGGCGUUCUACCAGGACGGGGGAGACCGAGCGCUCGCCGCCAUCGAGGAGAACGUCCUGGAUGAGAAUCUUAAAGCCUACCUGAAGAUGGAGAUCAGACUCCGAAGGAAGACGUGAAGGAUUCGUGGCAGUAGAACGUCACACGUUCACCAGUCGUUGUUCCUCCUUCUCUUUAGACCUUUGCUGCUGUGGUUCACACUGUGUUAACAUGUGGAGAGUAUUUUAGGAAGCUGAUGCGAGCUGCCAGAUGUGGCGCAUAGAUACGCUGCUGUUUGGCCUUGUAGACCUUCAUGUUCAUCCCUCACUGGUUAUGGAUCAGGACCUUUUUAAAAAGAGACGCCACAACUGGUCCUUCUUAAUGGUUUUAAAUCAGACAAGCUGACGAUAAACACAGAUGUUGUGUUUUAUCCCUUUUAUCUCUUUUUAUCUCUUCACCUGUGACAGUGAGGGACUGAACCUUUUUAAAUAUGCCAAUCCAGUCUGAAACCUGGAACCCAGACAUUUAACCCGCUCUCCCUGGAGUUAAAUGUCUCCUAAACAGAGAGUCAGUACCUACAGUUUAAACCAACCAAUUAAACCAGGGUCUGAGUCCUUCAGGUACCUGGACACUGACCUGGACACCUGCCUCUCUCUCCCAGCGUGCAAACAUUUAAAAAACAAAAAAACUCAGCAUCCAUCCAUCCCAGUUACACAUAUGUGGUGCAACAGGUGUUUGUUUUAUGAAUAAUAUAUAUCACGUCCAGGACCAGAUUCAUUCAUUCAUUCAUUCAUUCAUCACUUUUCUUUACUGCACAUUUGCACAUUUGAAGUUUGAACUGAAAACGCACAAUUUAUUCGCCUGUCAGAUCCGUUUCUGUAUUUAAGAGUUUAUUUAAAUAAUGUGCUUGAAAUGUUUAAAUAAAUGCUCUUUCUGUUCAGUUUAAAUCA